AAAACCCUAAUUUCCCCCUCAUUAGCUCGAGAAACAAACAGCUUCUCGAUCACCCAAUGGCGCGCACGAAGCAGACAGCAAGAAAAUCCACCGGAGGGAAAGCCCCAAGGAAGCAACUGGCGACCAAGGCAGCCAGGAAGUCAGCUCCAGCCACCGGAGGAGUGAAGAAGCCCCACCGGUUCAGGCCAGGAACGGUGGCGUUGAGAGAAAUAAGGAAGUACCAAAAGAGCACAGAGCUGUUGAUAAGGAAGCUACCAUUUCAGAGGCUGGUGAGAGAAAUAGCCCAAGAUUUCAAGACAGACUUGAGGUUCCAAAGCAGCGCGGUAGCAGCACUUCAAGAGGCAGCAGAGGCGUACCUUGUUGGGUUGUUUGAGGACACCAACUUGUGUGCUAUUCAUGCUAAGAGGGUCACUAUCAUGCCUAAGGAUAUUCAGCUGGCCCGUAGAAUUAGAGGGGAGAGAGCUUAAACAACUUAGCUACUGAUGUUGGGUUUCAGGCUGUCAUGUCUGUCUCUGUUAAGAUUCAUGGUUGGUAGGUUUAGGGUUGGGCUUCGUUGUAGAUCUUUUUCUGGAUUUAAAUGACAAAUUGGGACUUUUAAUUUGAAUUCAA
Messenger RNA from Populus euphratica (Euphrates poplar), 609 nucleotides. RefSeq names its product histone H3.2. Bases 57 to 467 code for a protein of 136 amino acids. The transcript has a single exon. Gene Ontology annotation, cellular component: nucleosome. The record is from RefSeq and is a predicted model, not a curated record. Lineage: Eukaryota; Viridiplantae; Streptophyta; Magnoliopsida; Malpighiales; Salicaceae. Gene Ontology annotation, molecular function: DNA binding; protein heterodimerization activity; structural constituent of chromatin.